GGAACGUUUUGUUUGAAUAAGUGCUUACGUCUUAUAAAAAAUGCAACUACCAAAGUUCUUGAAAUCAAUAAGGUAUUUGUUAGCAGCUAUAAACGGUUUAUUUUUGCUAACUGGAAUAACUCUUCUGAUAAUCGGUGUAGUGGUGCUGGUUGCUUUUAAUCAGUAUGAUACCUUGAUGACGAAGAGAUUCUUUACUUUAUCUGGUUUUAUUAUCGCGACCGCUGUGAUCAUCUUCCUUGCCUCUUUACUUGGAUUUUAUGGAGCUUUUUCAGAACAGUUUUACUUUAUUGCAGGGUAUGUUGUACUUCUUUUGGUUAUACUGGUAUUCGAGAUUACAAUUACGAUUUUGGGAUUCGGCCUACAAAACGAUGCAGCCAAUGAGAUAAGGGCUCCAAUGUCACAAAGUCUACAGUUUUAUGAGAGUAGAAGAGAAGUUGCUGUUAUCUGGGAUGAUUUACAAAUGGGAUUCAAAUGCUGUGGCAUCGCAGGUCGCCACGAUUGGAACCCUAAUAGAAUACCAAUAAGCUGUUGUCACAUUGACUACGGAACUAUAUCUCCCUUCGAAUGCACAGCGGCAAAUGCGUACACCGUUGGAUGUGCGAGUGUACUUGGGGAAUGGCUUGGAUACAAUGCGUAUGCUGUUGGCGUUACUGGGGCUUUUGUCACUAGUUUACAGGUAGUAAUAAUAGCUGGAGCUGCAUGGCUGGCAUACCGGUCAAGAUUUGAAGAAGUUGAACUUGAAUCCUAAAUACUCUAUAAUUAAAAACUGUUCAAUAUAAAAUAAAUAGAUAUUAAAUAAAUGACAAACACAAUCCAAAAUAUAUGUAUAAAAUGAGUUGACUUAGAAUUUGUUAGUUGUUUUUUGCAUUAAUUACUAAGAAUUGUAUACUUACUAAUAGUAAAAUUAAAAUUCAAGUGUAUUUAUGACUAAUUAAUACAAACGUUUAGAGCUGGUUAACUCUAGGUCGUGAUGAUACGUUUUUUCGAAGUUAGAAACUAUAUGCUAACAACUCACAACACAACAGACACAUUCGUUACAUCAUUUGGUAAAAUACAGUUUUUUUUUUCUAAUUUGAUUCCUAAGGCGAAGAUCUAAAAGUAUGUCCAUCAUUGAUUUUUUUUUCUUUUUAACUUUCAGACCCGACUUCGAAAUGUCAUAGGUAUUAAGGCUGGUCCGCGUCCGCCCGCAAUAUCACGCACAAGG
Molecule: messenger RNA, 1204 nt
Organism: Nymphalis io (European peacock)
Lineage: Eukaryota; Metazoa; Arthropoda; Insecta; Lepidoptera; Nymphalidae
Product: leukocyte surface antigen CD53-like
Exons: 5
Coding region: 41-748 (235 amino acids)
Cellular component (GO): membrane
Source: RefSeq, a predicted model, not a curated record